Arctia plantaginis is the source of this 744-nucleotide messenger RNA. The record is from the annotation of a GenBank genome assembly. Lineage: Eukaryota; Metazoa; Arthropoda; Insecta; Lepidoptera; Erebidae.
AUGUACCCGUACAAAGUCCAGUCCGUGCAUCACCUGCUGCCUGUCGACCGCCAAACGCGUGUAACCUACGCCCAAGCCAUCCUCAAUCUCGAGGACGAAGUGGACGAUUUUUCGACCAAAAUCAUAAUGAGCGAUGAGGCUCAUUUCCACCUCAACGGGUACGUGAACAAGCAAAACUAUCGCUUCUGGGGCACCGAAAAUCCACGAGUGAUGCACGAAGAGCCAUUACACCCACUCAAAGUGACUGCAUGGUGCGCUGUUCACGCUGGAGGAGUCAUCGGGCCAUUUUUUUUCGAGGACGCCGCUGGUCAAACGACAACAGUGGACGGUGCGCGCUAUAGGGCCAUGUUAACAGAGUUUUUUCUGCUGCAAUUGAACGAAUUAGGACUGGAGGACAUGUGGUUCCAACAGGAUGGAGCAACGGCACACACUGCGCGAGCCACAACCGAUAUUCUAAAGACGGCGUUCCCGGGUCGCCUCAUCUCUCGUUUUGGCGAUUUGCACUGGCCCGCAAGAUCGCCCGAUUUAACCGUUCCAGACUUUUUUUUGUGGGGUUUUUUGAAGUCCCGUGUUUACGUGAACAAGCCCGAGACCCUGGAAGCCCUCAAGGACAAUAUUAGACACGAGUGCAAGAAUCUGUCGCCCGAAGUUCUCGCCGAAGUGAUGAAAAAUGCCAUAAAACGAGCCCGUAUAGCAAUCAAUUGUGGCGGCGCCCAUUUGGCCGAUAUCAUCUUUUCGACUUGA